Molecule: messenger RNA, 2130 nt
Organism: Dracunculus medinensis (Guinea worm)
Lineage: Eukaryota; Metazoa; Nematoda; Chromadorea; Rhabditida; Dracunculidae
Source: the annotation of a GenBank genome assembly
AUGACGGAAGAACUGCUUGAUGAUCUUAUUGCUUGGUUGGCAUCAUUAAGCACGGAAAUUCAAUUCAGCAAAGAAACAGUUUUUAUUGGACGAUGUAUCGCCGAAAUUCUUCAUAAAAUUGAUCCAUUUUUUUUCGAUAGUUCUUGGCUUGAAAAAAUAGCUUCUUAUGAACCAACGGCUAAUUGGCGUGUUAGAGCCAAUAAUUUACGUAAAGUUUAUCGACGUUUGGAUGAAUUUUAUAAAGAACGACUUUCGAUCGAACUUAAAGAUCAGUGGAAUAUUGAUAUUUCACAAAUGGUUGAAAAUGAUGAUUAUAAUCUUUUAUAUCGACUUCUUCAACUAGUGUUAGCUGCUGCACUACUUGGUCCAAAUAAUAGAGAUUUUGUCUCAAUGUUUGUGAAUCAGUCUCAUUCAUUGGUAGAAAUGGCUAUGAAAUUAGUUGAAGAAUUUAAAUUGAUUCAGCCUGUGACUUCGGAAUAUGACUCAAAUACUAUAUCACCAAUUGAAGUUCAGUGCUCUCCACCAACAUCUAAUGGUACAGACGCACUUGUGCAAACUAUAGAGCAGCUGCGAGAAGAUCAUAAUCAACAACAGGAACAGAUAAGUCAAUUGAAAUCUGAAAAUGAACUUUUGCUUCGUGAAAACGAUAAUUUAAAAAAUCGUAUUGAUGAAUUGUCUGAUAGUGGCACUGAAGCAGAAUCAUUAAAACGACGCUUAAGAUCCGUACAAGCGAUCAAAGAAAGCACACAAGAAUCGCUUUAUAAAUUGGAAGCAGAAAGAGAUCAUUUAAAAGAAUCGUUAGAACAAAUAGUUGCAGAAAAUACGGAACUUAGAACAAAAAUUCGUGAGAUGGAACCAUAUGAAGAAGAAAAUCGUCGUUUAAAAGAUGAACUGGAAGAAUUUCGCUUACAUUCACAGGAGUCUGCAGCAAUAAAUGCGCAAAUUGAAUCUUACAAGAACAAAAUUAAGGAAUAUAGCUCACAAAAAUUAGAAAUAAAAGUAUUGGAAGAAAAGGUGGCGACUUAUAUGAAAAGUGUGAUUGCGUUGGAAGAUGAGCAAAUGAAAAAUGGCGUAUUGAAAACUCGUAUAGAAUCGUUACGACUGGAAAACGAUGAAUUAAAUAACAAAUUACGCGAAGAAAUUCGUCGUGGUGAUAAGGCCGAGUUUGAAUGCAAACGAUUGUCUGAGAAAGUAACAGAAAUUACAAAUGAAAGAGACAGUAUACGUGUGGAACAUCGUGAAAUGAAAGAAAAGAUGCUUCUUGACAGUGGUGGGAUUUCUAAUAUUUUAUUUUAUAAUACCCAUGGAGAAAUCACAGCUAAUGCAAUGUCGAGCGUUCCAUCAAUCCAUGAAGAAACACUAGAAGCAAUAGAAUCCUCGUCAAUGUUGAAAGAUCGAAUCACGAAAUUAGAAAUUGAAAACGAUCGUUUACGCCAAUUGGUUUGCGAUAAAACCAAAAUCGAUUUGCUGAAAGAGGAACUUGAGGCUGUUACUGCUCAAAAAAUCGAACUUGAAACGGAGCUUCGUCUUUGUUAUCUGAAAAAUGUGGAAAUUGAAACUAGACUUAAUGAAGCUAAUGAAAUUCUUUCUUCGGCCACUUUUGUUAAUGACAAUAAACGAGCAGAGCAACAAGAAAAUAAUGAAAAGCUUGGUGUACUCGUCGCACAUUUGCAAGCUCAACUUAAUCAAGCGAAUCGUGAUUUAGAAUCAUCUGUAGCAGAUAAGAAAGAAUUAACAAGCCGUAUUGAGGCAUUAGAGCUAGAACUGCAAGACGAAAAAUCGAAAUUGAAGCGAUAUAUGGAGAAAGCUAGGCGAGUUAUUGUUGAUCUAGAAGAACAAAGUCGAGCGGUGGAGAGUGGAGCUUUAAGUAGGCAUGAAUUCGAUUCGAUUCGAAAAGAACGAGAUGCUUAUAAGCAAAAUAUUGAAACAAUGAAGGAAACCCUGGAAAGAAGUCGUAUUAUGCAAGAAGAGGAACAGCGUCUUAUAACUACGCAUGCGUAUCAUAUGAUGAUGCGACUUCAACGUGAGAAUUUACCAGAUAAUGAUGAUGCUGAACGCAAUGGUUCAACGUCUAUUCAAAAAACUUUCUUUAAUCGACUGCCAUGCUCGGGCUUGGACUUAUCAAGGUGA